UUUUUUUGUCUCCCCAAAUCAACUCUCUAUUAAUAUUCUGUAUAUAUCUCCAAGUUUCCACUGAAAGAGUUCUGAACAGAAAAUGCAAUAUUAGUGUUUCAUAAAUGGCAGUGCAAUAAUCGAGGAGAUGAAAAAUAGCUUUCAUUGGGAAAGAAAAGGCUCUCUCUAUCUAUCUAUGCAUCUCUCUUUCUCCAAGCUCUCAGCAGAAGUUUGCAGGGGCACACGUUAACCCAGCGUGCACCUUCCUAAGCACAUAUAUAUCUUAAAAACUCUCUAUAAACUCUCUCUCUGUCUCUUCCAUAUAGGGUAUUUUCUAUUUAGAAUUCUAGAUAUAUAGACAAGGAAAGAGAAAAUACUAGUACUGUUUAUGCACAGCAAGACAACAAAAAAGAAAAUAAAAAAAUAAAAAAAUAAAAAAGUACCUAUUUCCAAGGGUGCUCCGAAUCUACCUUUUACAGAGACAAAGAAAGAAAGAAAUAAUAAUAAUAAAAAAAACCCUCUUAGGAUUUUCUGUAAAAAGACUGUAAGUUUUAGCUUAAAAACCGGGCGUACUCUUAGCGAGAAGGAAAACCAAAAAGAACAAAACAACAUACAAACACAGUAGUUCUGCUGCUUCUCCGCUAUUAAGAAAGAAUAGUGAAAAGAAAGAUGUUCAUGGGUUUUUCUUUUUAGCGAGAGAGAGAGAGAGAGAGAGAGAGGAGUAUGGAGGGCGGAGGAAAUAAUAUGAUGAUGGGUUUUGGGGAAAACAGUAGCAGUGGAUUUUCUGGUGCUGAAAUAAACAGACGGUUUCAUCAUCAUCAUCAUCUACAUCUACCUUUGAGCAACAACAACAACAACAACAACAGCAGCAACAAUAAUUCUAUUUCUAACAACCAGCAGAAUACUUGCAGUGGUGCUGGAGGUAGCCAAAGGGUUUCUUCUGCCAUGAACAUCAAUAUCCCUCAAGAAAGCAACACUUGUAUGAAAGCCAAGAUCAUGGCUCAUCCUCUCUUCCCUCGUCUCUUGGAGGCCUAUAUCAACUGUCAGAAGGUUGGGGCACCUCCAGAAGUGGUGGCUAGGUUAGAACAGGCAUGUAGUAGUGUUACUACUACUAAUUCUUCUUCUUCGGAAGCCAUGGAUGUUUCAAGGACUAGUACUACGGUUUCCAUAGGUGAAGAUCCAGCUUUGGACCAGUUCAUGGAAGCUUACUGUGAGAUGCUCACCAAGUAUGAACAAGAGCUUACAAAACCCUUUAAAGAAGCCAUGCUUUUUCUCGCAAGAAUCGAAUCCCAGCUCAAAGCCCUAGCAGUUUCUUCUUCAGAUUCUGCAGCUUAUGGUACUGAUCUUGCUGGACAAAAUGGAUCUUCUGAAGAAGAUACUGAUGUUGUCAAUGACAAUUUCAUAGAUCCCCAAACUGAAGACCGGGAGCUGAAAGUUCAGCUUCUGCGCAAAUACGGUGGAUAUCUGGGGAGUCUGAAGCAGGAAUUCCUGAAGAAGAAAAAGAAUGGGAAGUUGCCAAAGGAAGCGCGGCAGCAGUUGCUAGACUGGUGGAGCAGACACUACAAGUGGCCUUAUCCAUCGGAAGCACAGAAGCUAGCGCUGGCAGAGUCGACGGGACUGGAUCUGAAACAGAUAAACAACUGGUUCAUCAAUCAGAGGAAACGCCAUUGGAAGCCUUCAGAGGAUUUGCAGUUUGUUGUGAUGGAUGCAGCUCAUCAUCCCCACUACUAUAUGGACACUAUGAUGUACAACCCUUUCCCUAUGGAUUGCUCAUCUUCACUCCUUUGACGUCCAUAUCUAAUAAUUCUUCUCCCUUAAAAAUUUUCUCUCUAAUUCAAACCCUUGCCCGUAUAUGCAAAUUGUUGCCUUUUUGAUGAUCAUGGAAACUUACAACAUCAAACAGUGGACUUUUUGAUAUACAGCAGCAUUUACAUAAUUAUUUUUCAUUUCA
Molecule: messenger RNA, 1930 nt
Organism: Ziziphus jujuba (common jujube)
Lineage: Eukaryota; Viridiplantae; Streptophyta; Magnoliopsida; Rosales; Rhamnaceae
Product: homeobox protein SBH1
Exons: 4
Coding region: 703-1767 (354 amino acids)
Biological process (GO): regulation of DNA-templated transcription
Cellular component (GO): nucleus
Molecular function (GO): DNA-binding transcription factor activity, RNA polymerase II-specific; DNA binding
Source: RefSeq, a predicted model, not a curated record